AGGAGGCAUUGAGAAAAAAAUCUUGAUCAGAUUUGAAGACUUUAGUUUAACUGGGUGUGAAUUUAAAACAUCGAAAUGAUACUGGUGGAGACUUUUGUCUUUGGGAUGAUUUUUCUUCUCACAAAAGGAGUGAGAAGUGAGGAGACAGAGGUGGUUGGUGAGGCGGGUUCUCAGGUCGUGCUGCCCUGCAUAUGUGAAGCUGCACAAUGUGAUCCUGCUGCCAUAACCUGGAGCAAAGACAACAAAGGCACGGUGUGGAGAAAGGAGAGCAGCGGUCUGCAGUACUGGGGCUCUAGCUGGUUUAACAGGAAGAACUCCCGGGUGCAAUGCCCGCACUUUAAGUUUGCCAAAGGCGACUAUAGCCUGGAGAUCAACGAUCUGAAGGAAGACGACGCAGGACUUUACACAUGCAAGGUGGAAAUCAAAGGCUACUCAACUAACAAACAGAUCAUGCUUCGAAUCAUUAAAGCGUCCGUCUCUCCUUCGACUCCCAUGACGGGGGACGAUGUGUCCGUCCAAUGUUCAGUGACGCCUUGGCCUCAAAAUGCUGUAGUUUACUGGUCGUUGAACAAUAAGCCAUUUGCGCCAAAGACCCGAAUCUCAUCUGGAAGAGCUGUAGACAUACAGGCUUCGGAUAAGUUUGUAGGAACCUGGACUUGUUCUGUCCACUCUCAGACCACGUCCAAUGUUUGGAGCGCCUCAGUGGAGCUGUCUGUGACGGGAAUAAUCCAGCCUCCCAAACAAGACACCAAGUUGUAUGCAGCGUUGGGGUCUUCGUUCACAAUGCCCUGCGUCUUCUCCCCCAGCCUUUCCCCCACAGCGGUACUGGUGGAGAAACUGGACAGCGGAUUUCAAAUUUUCAACAACCGUUCAGCUUCUUCGUCCUCCUGGGACAAAUCCAUCGUAAUCCAGGAGGUUGUGCCUGAAAAUGAGGGCAGGUACAGGUGUGGAGGGACCAUACGAGGACGAAGACUGAGUCAGACGAUGCAGCUUAUUGUCGCGAAAAUUGUCAAGUCGAAGAAGAAAGGCACAACAAUGUUGAGCUGCCAACUGUCCGACCCGAGCGAAGUCUCCGAGUAUGAGUGGGUCCAUGUGAGCUACGACAUCAACGGCACCGAGUCGGUCGGACCGGUCCAGAUCGGACAGACGGUUCCUGUGAAGGAGGACUUUGGUGAAUGGACAUGUCGCUUCCUGGGGUCAAAUGGCCUUUUGGGGAAUGUGACCACCCAAGUUCACCUAAUGGCUGGUCUGAGUGGAGAAAAUUCAUCAGGCGUCUCCAGUAACAGCGGCACCGUGAUUGGGCUCAGCUUUCUCCUCGUCAUUCUGCUGCUGGUUCUCGCUCAGAUGUACAAGAAUCACCGAAGGAGGAGAAGGAUCUUGCAGUAUCCCGCACUGGAGACCAUCGUUCACACCAUCUCCAACGAGCGCGAAGAAAGAGAAAAGGAUCGAGUGAAAAAGUGACAAAACCCAUCCUACUA
Messenger RNA from Poeciliopsis prolifica (blackstripe livebearer), 1478 nucleotides. Its product is annotated as lymphocyte activation gene 3 protein-like. NCBI's taxonomy places the organism in Eukaryota, Metazoa, Chordata, Actinopteri, Cyprinodontiformes, Poeciliidae. Gene Ontology annotation, biological process: positive regulation of ERK1 and ERK2 cascade; interleukin-15-mediated signaling pathway; T cell activation. The transcript has 8 exons. Gene Ontology annotation, molecular function: protein tyrosine kinase binding; MHC class II protein binding. The record is from RefSeq and is a predicted model, not a curated record. Gene Ontology annotation, cellular component: external side of plasma membrane; membrane raft. The coding region runs from base 76 to 1461 and encodes 461 amino acids.